This is a messenger RNA of Ochlerotatus camptorhynchus, 2694 nucleotides long. Its product is annotated as trithorax group protein osa-like. Bases 218 to 2671 code for a protein of 817 amino acids. The record is from RefSeq and is a predicted model, not a curated record. The transcript has 2 exons. NCBI's taxonomy places the organism in Eukaryota, Metazoa, Arthropoda, Insecta, Diptera, Culicidae.
CGAGAGAGAGAAGAACGAAGAAGUCCAAUAAGAGUGUGUCUGUUUUUGUACGAAAUCAACCACCUCAUCACCUGGGCGAGAUCUCAGCGAUCAGUUUCCUUCGUAACAUUCUUGAAGUGACUCGAGUUUUAUCCGGCCUUUUUUUGAGACGCUCGAGCAUGGUGGUUUAAAGUGAUCUGUUUGCACAAGAGACAACGCAGUAGUUUGAGUCGCAAAGAUGCUGCGGAACUGGAACGCAUGUAUGCGAAAGUGUGUCGUGUUGAUUGUCGCAAUCUUUUGUUUCGUUGCUUCGAGCCGUGGAGAAAACAUUCCGAUAAGCGAUGGUGAUGUCAAUGUCGGGAAAUCUCCGUGCCGAUAUGCACGACACAGCUAUGGAGGAGACAUUGCUAGAGAGCAAAGACAAAUGGGCCUUCCAGGACUUGGAUUGUUUGGAAUAAAUUUAUUUGAAAAAGUUGCCACCGAUACGGCGAAUGUUUUGGGCAGCGUGAAUCAGCAAGUUGGAACAGCCUUCAACCAACUGUCCAGGCCUUACGCUACAGGACAACCAGGAUUUAAUUUUGGAUUUGGUUUGAAUAGUGGAUAUCCUGGAUACGGUCAGAAUCCUUACGGCUAUGGUCAACCACCUCCACCACUUAAUGGUUAUCCGCCUCAGCCACAAGGACAUCGUCCACCGUAUGGUGGACUUCCUCCACAUGGAGGCUACCGACCUGAUAGUCAUGAGCAAAAUCAUCAUGGUCAUGGGCAUGGCCAUAAUCAUGGUCAAGGUGGAGGAUAUGCCAGUGGUUAUGAGCAUAGCCAUUACCAUGGCAAUGAUCACGGUCACGGAGGUGGUCAUGGUCAAGGUAAUGGAUAUGCCGGUGGUAAUGAGCAUAGCCAUUAUCAUGGCAAUGAUCACAAUCACGGAAGUGGUCAUGGUCAUGGUAAUAAUGGGCAGUAUGGUCAAGGGCACAAUCAGGGACAGAAUGUUUUCCUGCCACCCCAAGGCAAUGGUCAAGAAAUCAAUCAAGGAGUAAUUGCACCACCUUCGCCGCCAAGAAUCCCAGAAUCACCACCAACAACCACAGGUGGCCUCCACAUUGUUCCCGUGUACCCAGAAAUACCAGUGCAAGCUUCUUCUACCCCAGCAGCACCCCCACCACCACCCGUUCCAGCACCUCCACCACCAACUGUCCCUGUUGAUCCACAACCUGCACUACCUGCUCCACCACCACCCCCUCCAUCUCCAGCGGCAUCAACACCAGCUCCAAUUCCAUCUACAACUACCGAAGAUAUUUAUGACGUCACCUACGACAUCGACAUCCGAGGUGAAUUCGACGAAACCAACCAAACCCGCAGAAGACGACAACUGUUCCCGAACCUGUUCAACUCUAUCGGAAACAUUGUGCAGACUGGUGUAAAUCUGGCAAAUCCAGCCACCUACCAACAAACCGGUCAACAGCCUUUGUUCCCCAUAUUCGGAGGAUUUGGACAGCGACCAAUUUUCGGUCAACCCAACUCCCAAACUCAACCAAGCUCCCAAACUCAACCAGGUCAAAUCAAUGGAUUCCAACCACAGCCGCAGCAACAACCUGUAACUCAACCACCUCCUAAUCCUGCACCUCCCACAACCGGCCCCAGCUUGCAGCAACAUCGUCCCCAGCCUGCUCCUCAACCCGCUCCUCCCACGUUUGCCCCUUCCCCUCAAACUCCACCACCAGUACCCAUUAACCCUAAUCCCGAACCGGAAAUCCCUGAACUCAACCUCCAAAACCUCGGAGGGUCCGAAUUCAACUGGACUCCGGACAACAUUGGCGCUCAUCGGAUCCGCCGCGAUACGGACGCAAUCUUCUUCCCGGAUGACGAAAUCUUCGAACGCCCACUCCCCAUUCGACCACCAUCGAAUCAGGCAUUCCAAACGUCCGUUAAGCAACCGUUCAGCGGAUCCCAAGCUGGAGGUCAAUCACAGUCGCAAAACGUCUUCGGGGGCUUCGAACAGAGCAGCGGAUCCCAAUCGCAAUCACAAAGCGUCCAGAAUGCACUGGGCACAUUCAACCAGAACGCCGCGGGUAGCACCUCCGGUAACAUCGCUACCGAUGGAUCGUCAGGUCAGCUUAGCGCUGCAAACACUAUGCAACAGAGCUUCCAAACCGCAGAUUCCUCAGGCAGUAAGAAUUCCGCCCAAAGUCAAUCGGCCAAUUUCGACGACAAAGGAAACCUGGCGUUGACUUCGUCCAAUGCCAAUACAAAUUCAAUCCGCGAAAAAGAUCGGUUUAAGGAGCAAUCAAACGCUGGAUCGUCCUCAGCUCUGCAGAAUCAACACGGAACGUCCUCCAGCAAUGCUCAGACCGAUUCGGAGACAUUCUUCGAGAACGGAAUUCAAGGCAACAAGAACAGUGCAUCCAGUCAGUCGCAGCAAACGAACAAGGAUGGUUCGGUAUCGGGAGCAAAUGCGAACACAUUCAGCAAUACCUUCACCGGUCCGAAUGGGCUGCAGGGAAGCUCUUCGUCGAGUCAGUCAUCCAGUUUAAAUCAGGGACCGGUCGGUGGAGGCGGUGCGUCAUCGUCGGCAACGGCGAGUUCAUCGUCCGGUUCUGGCACCGGAGGUGGUUCCUUUAGCAUAAGCGGGUCAUUCUCGGGGAAUCCCCCGUUCCAUGUAUUUCCCAAUUUGUUCAACCAGUUGCAGGGAAAGUAAACGAGCGUUAGAUAGUAAGUUGC